AUGUCUCGCAAGAACGACCUAAAACGUAAUCCAACAAAGAGUAAAGUUAACGUGGUAUCUAAAGCCAGUCUUGCUCUUCUCAAUCCUGCUUAUGCUAUGGGAAUAGAGUAUGGAUAUCAUCUAGAAGACACUUCAGCAUCAUCACGACAAAGUCCUAAACAAUCACACGCCAAUCGCACACCUGAACUUGCCGCAUUCACGCUACCCGAAACUCAUCAAGAUGAAAGUGAUGCUUGGGAACGUGGUUUUGGUGUGAUGACACCCGUGGAUAUGCAACGGAAAACAUCCAACAAUAGCGUAUUUGAAGAUGACGAACAGAUACGCCAAUCACCGCAUGAAAGCUCACAAAACUCUGGUAGCUCUUCUUCUUCAAGAUCACUUUCUCGCUUGUUCACUCGAAAGAGAAGCAAUAGCAAAGCGAGCACAGUUGGAAACAAGACACCCGUGACAAUUUCAAGUCCCGUUUGGGAUGUUCCUUCCAGCGCUCCCGCUCAUGUGACCACUUUCGAUCAAGCCGGGUAUGCAUUCUCGCAAAAGCCUCACUCUCAUAAAAUCGAAUCAAACAGUACACCUACUUCACCCGUCGACAUAUUUGCCGUUCCUCUACCUCCAAGCUCAACCACUCCAGUUAUAUCAAACUCUUCUUCCCGCCAAACGAUGCUCAAACUUCGCAACACGCUCGCACGCAAAUCCAGUAUGCCAAGCUUGCGUGACGUACGCAGGAUCACAGCAACGCCAAGCACCGUUCAAGUAAGAACUCAACAAGCCAAAUCGAUCCUAUGGGGCGAUGGAUAUAAUCAAACGGAAAUGUUGGCAUUGGCAGCUGCACGAUCGCAAAAGCAAGCUUCUAAUGGCGUACCUGCACAUGCUCGUUUGCCUUCUGCUUCAAAGACUACAGCACGACUGGUUUCCAGUGUUGGAAAAGGUGUACGUAAAUCGUCUUACGAUAAUUCAAUGUCGCCAAGCAGUUCCAAUACAUCAAUCGUCUUGACACCAGAACUCGAGGAAGAGAUGAAUAGCCCGGAGAUCAACGUUGCUCCCGCUCCACAACGCAAGGUUCCACGCAAAAAGGUCAAACAAUUCCAAGUUACCAACGCACCUCCUUUGCCAUCAUUGGAACAAAUGAUGAAUGUGCCCAAAACACAAAAGAGCGAACGUAGAAGGAGCAAAAGUGUUGAUGCUAUCUUGUCUCCAACUCUGUUUUCGGAGUUACCUUCUUUGGUCACGCCCGAAGGUCUUUUUGAUACGAGUAUCGAAGAUGAAGAUCAAGAAAACGUGCCUCCUGCUCAAGACGAGAACAGCUACGACGGUGCGAUUCCACAACAAGCGCAAAAAGUCAAUUUGAGUAAUCGUCCCACGGUGGUUGGCAUUUCAUCCCCGAAAUUGGUCAACUUCAGUCCAAGAUUGCCAGACAGCUCUCCCAGAUCGCCACUUGCUUCUUUGUACUCCCCCAACAAUUCGCAAGAUCGCGCAAGUAGACGUAGAUCCAAUCGAAACAGCGGAGCAACAAUCAUGGGUGUGCCAAGAUUGGAAGCACCAGUUGUUGUGAACGUGAUGCCUCCAACGCCAGAUCUAGGAGCAGACGAAUAUGCCACGUUCAAUGGAGAGAUUCCUAGCCCUGGCGUACGUAGAAGUUUGGAAAUGUCUGAUGUCUACUUCCCUGGAGCAACAGAGGCAGUCACGCAAAAAGACGGUGAUAAACCCAACAACGAGAGCGUUCAUAUGGAUUCUGUCAGCGCACUUGAUGCUAUUGCAAAAGCUCACGCUGCUGCUGAUGGUAACAAUACUCAUGCACGUACGCAAAGUACAAUUUCGGAUUUGAGUGAUUUUAGUACAAGUGCAGCAAGUGAAAGUGGUACAAGUACAACGGAUGAACCGUUUGGAUUUUCGAGAUCACUUUCGACGAUGAGCUUGUUGAGCAACAGUACGGAUGCCGAAAGCGAUCGUGACGGUAGCGAUUCGAGCGAUGAAGAAGGAGGAAGUGUUGAAUCUGCACAAAUAAUGUGCAUAAGUCCUUCGACAAGCUUUACCCGUGCUCAAUUUGUCUCACCAAAAGUUGCUUCUUUAGCUUCUCCCCGUGUUCCAAACAAAGCUCCUCUACUUGCUGAAGGAUCAACUUCUACAUUCUCCUCUAUCGCUUCGAUGCAUUCCAAAUCAAACAGCAUUCAAUCUUCUACCUCCAGCAAGAGCAACCGUGACAGUCAACGAUUUGCUGACAGUUUGGCAUCUCUUUCUUCAGGUCAAAGUUUGGCAAGCGUGAUGACGGCAAACACGAGCGUAGAUCAUUCUCAAGAUGGCAAUUCGUUGUCUUUGCUAAAGAAAGCGACACAGAAACGCAUCAGCAGUGACUUGAGUGCUCCAGCAGAGAUUCAAUACAUGUUGGACUCUUUUGGCGUAGAUGCACAAGCUGAUGAAGAUGAUUGUGAUACACCAAGAUUGUCGGAUAAUGCUUUUGGAAUCCAACAAUCUUCGCCAGCUCCAAUGGCUUCGAGUGUGUUCCCCGGAACUCGUCCACUCAACGUUCGCAAGACAUCUUCGACCAUGAACAAUUCAACAGAAUCACCACCAAACCUCGCCAAUGCUUCGCCCAACAAAGACAGCCCUGUUCGUGUUUCUCCAAAUCAAAUCUCUCCUUCUGGCGGUCAGAAUCUUACGCCAGGUUAUUCGCCUACACCAAUGCGACCAUAUCCUCGCGCUCAAAAUUCCAGCUCUCCACAUUUGGAACUUGAUUUGAGUUUGCCGUUGGACCUGCACGGAAUCGGACUUGGAUUUGACGUUGAAGAAGAUAAGCCAAAGAAACGUGGAGGCAAAUCAGGAAAGCAUAACUCCAAACGUGAUUCUCAUCGUCCAAAGAUUCCCACCAAAUCUCGUGCUCGUCAAAGCGUUGAUUUGAAUGCGCCUGUCAACGUUCAUCCAAAGACGCCACCUUCUAGCGGAAAGCUUUUGGCCAGCGCUAUGGAACAUGAUUCCGCAAUGGGCUUAGGAUUGGAUUUUGGAUUGGAAGGUUUCAAGACGGUAGAAGACCAUGGAUUUACAAACAACAACGAAGAUUGUUCUGUAGGAGAUGCUUUAGGACUCACAUUUGAAGAACAUACACUUUUAUCCAAUGCUGCUCAAAGAUCAAGUAAUCAAAGAGUAAGCAUUUUACGAUCUUCUGCAGCCGGAAAAUCACUUCGUUCGGUUGCAUCUAAUGAUACUUUACAUGCUCCACGUAGACCUGGAACAGGAGAUUCUACUUGUAGCUCUUCUACCCUUCGUGCAUCUGCCUUUGAUGGUGCUGAUCAAAGACAGCACGGCGAUAUCGGCUUUGCUCUGUGA
Messenger RNA from Meira miltonrushii, 3318 nucleotides. RefSeq lists its product as uncharacterized. The coding region runs from base 1 to 3318 and encodes 1105 amino acids. Lineage: Eukaryota; Fungi; Basidiomycota; Exobasidiomycetes; Exobasidiales; Brachybasidiaceae. The transcript has a single exon. The record is from RefSeq and is a predicted model, not a curated record.